CCCGCUGGUCCUGCGGUGGCGGCGGCGACAUGGCCUCGGAAGGGGACGUGCGUGCGCGGCUGCAGCGCGCGGGCCAGGAGCACCUCCUGCGCUUCUGGGACGAGCUGGCGCCGGAGUCUCGCGCCGCACUGCUGGCUGAGCUGGCUCCCCUGGAGCCGGACGCGCUGCGCGAGCACUGCCAGCGAGCGGCCACCGCCUGCGCGCGCCCCCUGGGCCCGCUGCCCGACCUGGCCGCGCGCCUGCGGCCCCUGCCCCCCGAGCGCUUGGGCAGCGCGAGCCGCAGCGACCCCGAGACGCGGCGGCGCUGGGAGGAGGAAGGUUUCCGACAGAUUGCCCUGAACAAGGUGGCCGUUCUGUUGCUGGCCGGUGGUCAGGGCACUCGCCUGGGUGUCACCUACCCCAAGGGCAUGUAUCAAGUGGGGCUGCCCAGCCAGAAGACCCUGUACCAGCUGCAGGCAGAACGGAUCCGGCGGGUAGAGCAGUUGGCUGGCGAGCGCCUGGGGACUCACUGCACCGUGCCUUGGUACAUCAUGACCAGUGAGUUUACACUGGGGCCCACAGCCAAGUUCUUCAAGGAGCAUGACUUCUUCCACCUGGACCCCGCCAAUGUGGUCCUCUUUGAGCAGCGCCUGCUGCCGGCAGUGACCUUUGAGGGCAGAGCCAUCCUGGAGAGGAAAGACAAAGUCGCCAUGGCCCCAGAUGGCAAUGGGGGCCUGUAUUGUGCACUAGCAGACCACCAGAUCCUAGAGGACAUGGAGCGCCGGGGAGUGGAGUUUGUGCACGUGUACUGCGUGGACAAUAUACUGGUGCGACUGGCGGACCCGGUCUUCAUCGGUUUUUGCGUGCUUCGGGGCGCAGACUGUGGCGCCAAGGUGGUGGAAAAGGCAUACCCCGAGGAGCCCGUGGGCGUGGUGUGCCAAGUGGACGGUGUCCCCCAGGUGGUGGAGUACAGCGAGAUCAGCCCUGAGACCGCCAGGCUGCGUGGGCCAGAUGGGGGCCUGCUCAACAACGCAGGCAACAUCUGCAACCACUUCUUCACCAGAGGCUUCCUCCAGACAAUUACCAGGGAGUUUGAGCCCUUGCUGAAACCACACGUGGCAGUAAAGAAGGUCCCAUACGUGGAUGAGGAGGGGAAUCUGGUAAAGCCACUAAAACCAAACGGGAUAAAGAUGGAGAAGUUUGUGUUUGAUGUGUUCCAGUUCGCUAAGAACUUUGUUGCCUUUGAAGUGCCUCGGGAGGAGGAGUUCUCCCCACUGAAGAAUGCCCAGACAGCAGCCAGAGACAACCCCUCCACUGCCAGGCGGGCUCUGCUUGCUCAGCACUACCGCUGGGCUCUGCAGGCCGGGGCCCGAUUCCUGGAUGCACAUGGAGCCCAACUUCCCGAUCUGCCCAGCUUGCCCCCAGAUGAAGACCCUCCUGCCAUCUGUGAGAUAUCACCUUUGGUGUCCUAUUCUGGAGAGGGUUUGGAAGUGUACCUGCAAGGCCGGGAGCUCCAGUCCCCAUUCAUCCUGGAUGAGAACCAGGCCAAGGUGCUGAGGCUGCAGGAUGCCUGACUUGCUUCCGGACCUGCCAGCCCCCAGGGUCCUUGGGUUGGGCAGGCUCUGGGUAGGAGUGAAUGCAGGCCAAUCUGCGUCUCUUGCCUACAGGACAUGGAAGGGAACUUAACUUGUUGACUUACUCCAUCACCCAUGGACACAAGUGACUGCUGGCCUGUUUGGGCUCUUUGGCUUCAUUUCUGCCUGUGGGGUCCAGGCGGGAGGCAGGGGUUUUGGGGACCUUAGAGAAUGGGGCUGAGAGGAGACUUUGGGGUGAGGUAUGAGGGAGGCAUAGCUUCAUCUGGGAAAAGCAGAGCAGGGAUGCCCUUCAGAGGCCAGUCCUGGCCAGCCAGGCAUGUUCUCAGCAGAGGAUGAGGUGCAGCCCAGGAGAAGGUGCUGUUCUGCAAACCUCAGGUGAGGGAACCGAACAGGGCUGAAAGGCUUCGCUGCCUCACAGGGGCAUGGUUAAAGGGCCUGCCCCUUCCCUCCUUGGCAGCCAAACCAGUAGGUAGGGUGGGGCUGAGAGUUCUUACCCUACAUACCUGGGCAGGGACGACAGAAGUGUCCAGAUGCUCUGAAGCCAUGACAGCAGGCAGGUGUGGCUGCUGCAUUUUAGGAGCCACCAAGACCAUGGUGGUGGCCUCCUGUGUGGCUGCUAAUUAACCUGGCAUUUGACCAGGUCAGGAGCACACCUCUGCCCAAGUUCAGACUCCGCCCAGGCUCUCUGGGAUGGAGACAGCCUCCUUGCUUGUGUCUAGAUCUAGUGCCCCACCUCUGUCCCUUCUGUCCCUGUCCUGCAGACAGACUCUGUCUCCUCCCCUGUGUUGCUGCAUCUCUGUUGAUUCUCACCCAGUUCCCAUGAGGGAAGGUGCUGGCACCUGCCUCUCACUGAUCUAAAAGCAGCUGUGAAAUGCAGUGCUGUUAAGUCAUGGCCACCCCCACCCCCCUGUCCCAAAUAGAGGGGCUCCACUUGUCCUCAGCAGCUGUCCCAGGGGACAGGGGAGGGAUGUGCCUGGGGAGGGUAAAUUGAUCCAUCUGGAAACAUGGUCAGGCCCGCACCUGCAGUCUUGGGACCAACACCUGGAGGACAACUUGGGCUUCCUUGGGCCUCCAGCAAUCAUGCUACAGACCUCAGAAGCAAGCCUUGUGCCUUAGCACCCUACCUUAAUUGCUCAAAGGCAAGCAGAGGCCUGGGGCAGGAGUGGGUCUGGGAGUGGGUGAGGGCGCUGGCUGGGCCCUGCUCACAGCUGUUCCCUGUGACCAUAACUAAUAAUUAUGCAACCUCUUUUCUGUAAGUACAAUUUGGUAAGUUCUUGAGACGCUCUCAAAAACACUCAUUUAAG
Molecule: messenger RNA, 2878 nt
Organism: Castor canadensis (American beaver)
Lineage: Eukaryota; Metazoa; Chordata; Mammalia; Rodentia; Castoridae
Gene: Uap1l1
Product: UDP-N-acetylglucosamine pyrophosphorylase 1 like 1
Biological process (GO): UDP-N-acetylglucosamine biosynthetic process
Molecular function (GO): UDP-N-acetylglucosamine diphosphorylase activity
Source: RefSeq, a predicted model, not a curated record